AUGGACCCCGUUUCGGCUCUUGGCAUCGCGAGUGCUAGUGCCCAGUUUGUUACCUUUGCCUCACAAUUGAUAUCCGCCACCGCAGACAUCUACGACUCAGCAAGCGACGCCUCCGCAUACAUCUCCAACUUGGGCAGUGUUUAUUCCCAGCUAAAAAGACUUUGCCAGAAUCUGAACCAAGCAUCCCAGAAAGUGUCCAUAGAUCAAGCCGCAACAAGUUCUCAAACCACAACCACCGACACAUAUCAUGCUGCACCCACCUUCAAUUCAUUUGUGCAAGGAGGUCAUACAGACGUUCUUGAUGGUACAAGUGAAGUCGAAUUACGCAUGGGCAAUGCCUUGCCGGAAUUGCAACAGGUGUACUCUACUCUUCAGGAUGUCGUCAAGAGUUGCGAACAGGACUCCGCCCUUAUUCUCUCCCUCCUCUCAAAGCUAAAGCUAGAGAGUGGUGUCGGAUCUUUAACCAAAAGCUUUAAAGUGGCAAUCAAAAUGAUCUGGAAGAAGGAUGAAAUCCAGAGAGUAGACGAGAGGCUCAAGCGGUCUCAGGCUAUUUUGAUUGCCACCAUGGCGCGCAUAUCCAAUAUCUACCACAUUCAGCAUUCUCGAGAGUUGGCUGCGCUACGGAGCGAGAGUCAACUUUUAGGCGCGAGAUACUCGGAGCAGCUCUCGAUCAUGCAAAACACACUGAGAAAUAUCGAAAAGGGGAGAAAGUUCUCUCCGAGUGCCGAAGCGUUCAAAGAUGAGAUCGACACUCUGGAGAAAAUGAUGCGCCAGUCUUCGCUGUCUGAGGCCAGGGUGCGCAAGGAGCUUGAUAUCAUACGGUCACUGAGCUUCAAGACGAGACAAUUCCGUUACAACGCCAUCUGUGACGCGCACCAUGAAACCUUCCGAUGGGUUUUUACACCCCCAAGUGAUCAGUCAACGCACCUAAGUAUAAAGCAGCGAGAGUCUCAGACAAAGCUUCUAAAGUGGCUUGAGCACGGCAGCGGAGUAUUCUGGGUUUCCGGGAAGCCUGGGUCGGGCAAGUCGACCUUUAUGAAGUUUGUUGCAGAUCACCAGAGGACUGUGGAAGCACUUUCACGAUGGGCUCAUCCACGUCGAGUCAUUGUUUCCAGUUGCUACUUCUGGAGCUCAGGGUCCAAGAUGCAGAAGUCACUGGUCGGGCUUCUACAGACGCUUCUGUACGAUGUGUUUAGAUGUUGUCCACAGUUGAUUCAGAGUGUUUGUCCUUCUAGAUGGUCAGGAGAGGUACCACAUGGCGACAAAUGGACAGAGAGUGAGCUACGAGCUACUCUAUCGCGAAUCUCGGAGCAGCCCGACAGAACUUUCAGGUUCUGCUUCUUCAUUGACGGACUGGACGAAUACGACAGCGUCAACGGCGACCACAGCGAUUUCUGCGAAUAUCUCACGACAAUCUCGAGUCGAGAUAUCAAGAUCUGCUUGUCGAGCAGGCCAUGGAAUGAGUUCAACGACGCCUUUGGCCAAGAUCCAGCGUCAAGAAUUUUCAUUCAUGAGCUAACAUGGGACGACAUAUUGCUAUACACUCAAUAUAGGCUUCAUAGACACCCACGCUGGAAGUCACUGGAAUCACAGACAAAGAAAGCCGGCUCCCUAGCUAGAACAGUCGUGACGAGAGCCCAAGGGGUCUUUCUUUGGGUUUUCCUCGUGACAAGGCAUCUCAGAGAGGGUCUGGCCAAUGAUGAUAGCUUCACUGACCUGGAGAAGAGGCUUUUGAGCUUACCGACAGAGUUAGAAGCAUUCUUCAAGCAGAUUUUGGAGUCUGUUUCAAGCUUCUACCAUGAGAAAAUGGCGGGCGCACUCCAAGUGGCACUCUAUGCAAAAGAACCGCUGGAUUCGAUGAUAUACAGCUUUAUUGGCGACGAGUACGAAGAUCCAGAUUACUUCCGACAUCCCUUAGACCUGGGAAACGAUAUGAAUCCAGAUGGCCACCAGGAUCAGUUGAUAGCGCGACAAAAACAAAUUGUCCGUCGACUCAGGGGAUGGUGUCGUGGACUUCUGGAGGAGCAACUGGGAAAGAUUCAGUUCCUCCAUCGGACAGUAGGGGAGUUUCUCAGGACUCGAGAAAUGUCAGAUUUUCUCGAAUCAAAACGUCCAAGAUAUUUCAAUACUGAAUUGUCGAUACUAAAAGCCUAUGUAGCGUGGCUCAAGCUAUCCAAUCUUGAAGGCGGAAACUUUAUGCUGUUUGAAGAGAGCGGGCUACAGGAUCUCGCUUUCUGCGAAAGCCCGCUCUACCUGGGGGUUCGUACAGCCCUCACAUAUGCUUCAUACCUUGAACUGGUCGAUGAAGUUCCCAAAACGGCCUUGGACUCGCUUGUUGAUGAGAUGGACCUUAGACUGGCCGAAAUGGCCAGGGUUAUCAAACCAACACUAGUUGGGCAUCAUCUGGAGACAUCUGAACACGUUUCUGGACUGAUUCGGAUAAUUGCCCUUGACCUGCCUUUGAUGGGUUAUCUUUCCAGGAAGCUUAUGGCAGAACCAAGCUUUCUCUCCAUCUUCAGCCAGUCAGCAAUAUCCAUGGUGCUAUGGACUCCAACUCUGUCACACAAAAUAUGGCCAACUGAAAGUCGCCAAAAGCUCGAGUACGUGCUCAAGGCUGGGUCGAGCCCUAACGAACUGACCGUGGGCUCGAUGCACAUGAUCACGAUAUGGGAGAAGUUCUUAUCGGAGGUUCUUCCAAAAGGAUCCGUAACGCGAUGGACAAGAGCCGGCCCCAAGUUCCAAGACGCGAUCGAACAGGGGCUGGUACAGGUAUUCCUGGAUUUUGGUGCCAAUCCCCAGGCUAGGAUCUGGUCGGUCUCUGGUAAUGUUGCCCCUGCCUUCACUUUGUUCGUGGCCGCUGCUUUCGACAUGGAAUGGCACGGCCGAGCUGAAGAAAUGUACUUCCAAGCACUGGACUCGUUCAUCAAAGGAGGGGCUGCUUUUGACAGCAGUGAGAAUUCUCGUAAUGAAUCUCGACCCUCUGGCUUGGACCAGACUCUCGUUGAAUUCUCCAUGAUCGACUUUGCUGAGUUUGAUUCCUUCACGCGUACAACUACCGCGGAACCUGCCCAGGGACACCACGAGGUUAUCUUUGGCCGCCUCGAGGCAAAGCUGGAUCUAGUUGAUUCCUUUGAACAGAAGCCACAGCGUCUCUUUCUCGCCAAAUUGCUGAAAAAGAUCCUGGCAUGCGCCCACAAGGCAUCGUGGCCACUGGACAAGUAUCAACAUCUGAUUGAUCGAGCCCUACGUGACGAAGAUCUACCGCCAGGUGACAUUGUCCCUUCACUUUGUCUGAAGCGAAGCGGAACACUUGAUUUCGAUGAAUAUGGAAGGAAGAUUAAGCGAAGAUUAUAUUAG
This is a messenger RNA of Fusarium pseudograminearum CS3096, 3357 nucleotides long. RefSeq lists its product as uncharacterized. The record is from RefSeq and is a predicted model, not a curated record. The transcript has 2 exons. Lineage: Eukaryota; Fungi; Ascomycota; Sordariomycetes; Hypocreales; Nectriaceae. The coding region runs from base 1 to 3357 and encodes 1118 amino acids.